UCCAGUAAGCGUUAAGAAAUGGAACCACGGCAGCCGCCAGCACCGCCACCAUCGCAGCCGUCUCGUACCAUCCUCGGAAAGUACCAACUGACGCGGUUCCUCGGCCGCGGAAAUUUCGCAAAGGUGUACCAAGCGCGCUCACUGAUCGACGGCUCUACGGUUGCCGUGAAGAUCAUCGACAAAUCCAAAACGGUGGACGCCGCCAUGGAACCGAGAAUCGUGAGAGAAAUCGACGCCAUGCGCCGCCUCCACCACCACCCUAACAUCCUCAAAAUCCACGAGGUCAUGGCCACAAAGACAAAGAUCUACCUCAUCGUCGACUACGCAGGCGGCGGCGAGCUCUUCGCCAAGAUCUCCCGCCGUGGAAAAUUGCCGGAGUCCGUCGCACGCCGCUACUUCCAGCAGCUUGUCUCCGCCCUCUGCUUCUGUCACAAAAACGGCGUCGCACACCGCGAUCUCAAGCCGCAGAACCUCCUCCUCGACGACGACGGCAACCUCAAGGUCUCCGAUUUCGGUCUCUCAGCGUUGCCAGAGCAGUUGAAGAACGGCUUGCUUCACACGGCUUGCGGCACGCCGGCGUACACGGCGCCGGAGAUCCUCUGCCGGCUGAGCUACGACGGUUCGAAGGCGGACGCGUGGUCGUGCGGUGUGAUCCUUUACGUUUUCCUCGCCGGUCACCUUCCGUUCGAUGACAUGAACAUUCCGGCGAUGUGCAAGAGGAUCAGCCGGCGCGAUUACGAGUUUCCGGCGUCGGUUUCGAAGGCUGCGCGGCACCUCAUCUACCAGCUUCUCGACCCGAACCCGAAGACCCGAAUGAGGUUGGAGUCUGUAUUUGAGAACUCGUGGUUUAAGAAAUCGCUGAGAGGGAAACCACAAGAGAGAGAAAGCGUGUUCGAAUCUGAUUUGUAUAACAAAUGUUGCGACGGUUACAAAUUGGGAAUGAACGCGUUUGAUAUAAUAUCAAUGUCUUCGGGGUUGGAUUUGAGGGGGUUGUUCGAAACGAUGUCGUUGGAUGAGAGGAGGAAGAGAGAGAAGAGGUUCACUUCGAAUCAGAAGGUGGAGGUUGUGGAGGAAAAGGUGAAGGAGGUUGGUGGAAUUUUGGGGUUUAGGGUUGAAAUUGGGAAGAAUGGGGCAAUUGGUUUGGGUAAGGGAAAGGUGGCUAUUGUUGUUGAAGUGUUUGAGAUUGUGCCUGAGUUGUUGUUGGUCGCUGUUAAAGUGGUGGAUGGUGGUUUAGAGUUUGAGGAGCUUCACUGGGGUGACUGGAAAAUUGGUCUUCAAGAUGUUGUUCUUUCAUGGCAUAAUGAAUCACCACCAUGCAUGUGAUGUGAUGGUAUACACAAUUUUUAUUUAUAUUUUAGGUCUUAAAGGAAUUAUGGGUGAAUUAGAUAUGUGGUUUGCAGUAUCGUUUAGAACAACACAAUAGUCACUUUUGUACAUGAAAAAAAAGUAUGGUUGCUAGCUAAUGUUUGUGUUGUUUUGCUUUGAAUGAAUAACUAAAUUUUAUGUCUUC
Messenger RNA from Gastrolobium bilobum, 1510 nucleotides. RefSeq names its product CBL-interacting serine/threonine-protein kinase 7. Gene Ontology annotation, biological process: protein phosphorylation; signal transduction. Gene Ontology annotation, molecular function: ATP binding; protein kinase activity. Bases 19 to 1323 code for a protein of 434 amino acids. The record is from RefSeq and is a predicted model, not a curated record. The transcript has a single exon. NCBI's taxonomy places the organism in Eukaryota, Viridiplantae, Streptophyta, Magnoliopsida, Fabales, Fabaceae.